Messenger RNA from Rotaria socialis, 966 nucleotides. NCBI's taxonomy places the organism in Eukaryota, Metazoa, Rotifera, Eurotatoria, Philodinida, Philodinidae. The record is from the annotation of a GenBank genome assembly.
AUGACAAAAACUAAAAAAAUUCUAAUUCCUCGAUCAAGUGAUUAUUCAGGUGGUGGUUUUGGUUUUACUAUUCGUCACUUUGUUAUUUAUCCGCCAUCAUUUUCUGUCAAUGACAUUUUACGGGCCUCGUACAGUGUGGUGAUCGAUGAACAUCAGCAAAAGCAAUUGGAAGGAGGUGGAGGAGGAGGAGGAAGAGGAGGAACAACAUCAUCAAUAGUUCCUUCUGGUAUUUUAUCAUCAUCAUCAUCGGGUAGUUUCAUCCAUCAUCAAGGAGAACAACAACGAUCGUCAUCAUCAUCUUCUACUAUGAAAAUUAUCGGAAACGAUAAUAUACAAGAAGAUGGAACAACAGUGGUAAAUAGUUCAAACCAAAAUCUCCAAUCAAUCGAUACAAUUUUUGUUAAAGAAGUUCGACAUGAUGGUCCAGCUUACGCAGCUGGUUUAAGGCAAGGUGAUCAAAUAUUAACUGUUAAUGAUCAAUCAAUUAAUGGAAAAACUUAUUCACAAGUUAUUGCUAUGAUACAAAAUGCUCCUGCUGAUCUUGUUCUCAAUGUUGUACCAAAAGAAGACCAUCAUCGUACAGUAAAUUCAACAGAAAAUGUUUAUCAUGAUUUAAAUUCAAGUGAAUCGCGAUUAAAAUCAAACAAUUUUUCUCCUUCAUUGAUAUAUCGUCCUUCAACAACGACAAUCAUGUCAAAUAAUAAAAUUGAACAGAAACUAAGAAAUUUACAGAUUAAUUUAGCUCAAGGCCGAACACAAGAAGAACUUGCUCAAGUUGGAAUUUAUUUUCCUCCACCAACAUCAUCAUCAUCACCACAACAACAACAAAAUGCUUUUUCAAAUUAUAUUGAGUCAGUCCAUAAAGCUUUAGAUUCAUCUAAACAACAGCAACAGCAACAGCAACAGCAACAGCAACAGCAACAUCAACAGCAACAGCAACAUCAACAACAACAAACAAAACAAUAU